Molecule: messenger RNA, 1005 nt
Organism: Bradysia coprophila
Lineage: Eukaryota; Metazoa; Arthropoda; Insecta; Diptera; Sciaridae
Source: RefSeq, a predicted model, not a curated record
UGGAAUCGAUGGGGAGGGGAGGGAUAUGUGAAAUGCAAUUCCCUCAUCCACUUUGUUUGAAAUGCUUCAAACGUCACACUUCUUAACACAUUACAUAACAUACUAAGCCUUGAGACGCAAUACUGGUUACUCCAUUGUGUGUUAAGCGUCUUCUAUGUGCGCAACAGAACUUUUGUUAACAUUGUUCCAGUGAAGGAGUAACGUUCGUUUAGCGUUAUCUGAAUUGAUUGAUUCAACUGAUCUUUCUGUUUCUUUAAUCAUUUUCGUCGAAAAUGUUAGUCGCUCGUGAAGAUUUGUACAAAUACAUUUCACCAACGACAGUUGAAAAAGGUGUAAAAAUCUAUGAAUUCAAAGUGACCUUGAGAAAAACCACUCCGACAGUUGAACGACAAAUCUUGGUCCAAGGUGAUUACACACUGGAACAGCUGGGCAGAGUAGCUGCAUGUGCCAUUGGCUGGCAUCGCAAACCAUUCGAUUUAAUUGACACCGAUGGGACGAUCAUGAAGGGUGACAGACCGUGGGGUCACGAUCACAAUCGAUAUGACACUGAUUCUGAAGAUGAAACUGAUUCGAAUGAGCCCGAUGAAGGAGAAACGAAACGAAAACUUGCAAGAAAAAUUUACAUUUCGGACCACUUUGUUCGUCAAAAGAAAAGACUUGUCAUGGACUAUGACAAAUAUCGCUGGAUUCACGAUAUAAGACUUGUGAAGACACAAGACCGAGACCGAAAACACUAUCCGAAAUGCAUUGGCGGUAAAAAUGCAUGUCCACCAUAUGGUUGUGGGCCACCAGAAGAGUACAACUCUUUCUUAAAAUCACUCAAGGAUCCGAAGCAUAAAGACCACAUCAACACAAAAUUCUUUUUGAACAUGUCUGGCCAGGCAAAGUUCAAUCCUACUAAGUUCAAGGCGUCCGCUGUGGUAUUUCCCAAUUAAAUGUUUCUAUUUUGUGAUAUUGAUCUAAACAUAAUUGAGUUCCUGUGACUAAAACAACAAUUAUUGAAUA